GACAUCCCCCUGUACUCUGAUUGGUCAAAUGUCACGAAUGUUAAGAAAAUGUUAAGAAUCUCGCUUUUCGAUUGGCUGGAAAUGUUAUAGCGCUUCGACGCGAUUGGCCCAAAUGUCAUAGCGCUUCGACGCGAUUGGCUGUGCAGUUCGACAUUGCUCGACAUUUCUGAAAUAUUGUCGGACUAUCCUUCGUCAGCUGGCGCUCAGGUCGCAGUCUCCCCUGGAGGCGUGGGUUCGAAUCCCACUUCUGACAAUAUUUUUAUCUUUUUUUUUCCUUCAACACGACGAGAACGUGUUGCGGUUGAAAGCGACUGUUUUCCGUCUAUUUCAUAAAAGAGAUCAGUUUACCAGCGCGAAGUCACGAAGAAAUGAAACAUGGCGGACUCGGAUGGGAGACAGGUUGACAGCAUCAACAAUGCUACAGAUGAAGAUGUAAAGUUGCAAGAAAUUGUACUGGCAAAGAAUGAAGGGAAGGAAUUGACCAAAGAAGAAAAGCAGCGUCUUAGGAAAGAGAAGAAGCAGCAUAAAAAGAGUAAAAAAGAUGACAAGGGUCCUCCAGAGAAGGAAAAGGUGAAAGAGAAAGCAUCAGUACCAGUUCCGUCAAAACCUGCCACACAGAGCCCAGCACAUAAAGCGGCUCCUGUACCUGUAAAUGCAUCUGCUUCUGAAUCUCCUGCGGCUGCAGAGAAGCCUGCCAAGAGCAAAGCGGAACUGCGAGCAGAGCGUCGGGCACGGCAAGACUCAGAUCGAGCAUCAAAACAGGGCAAGAAAGAAGUGGGGCAGCAAUCUGCCUCCAGCAAGCCUAAAGCUACCCCUAAUGAGCUUCAGCCAGUAGUGAAAAGGUUGCCAGAGCAUGUUCAGGUGGACGACCCUGCUGCAUUGAAGAAGUUGGCCAAAAAGCUUGAGAGGCAGCAGGUUCCUUUGAGGUCAGAUUAUGGAUACAAGGUCAGCCUGUUCUCACAUCUCCACCAAUACAGCCGGAAAAACCCUCCCACCCAGCAAAUCAGCAUCCCUGCCACAGUUAUUCACCCAUCCAUUGUUCGCUUGGGCCUGCAGUACUCUCAGGGCAUUAUAGCAGGAUCCAAUGCUCGAUCUGUGGCCCUACUACAUGCCUUCAAACAGGUUAUUCAAGACUAUAGCACACCUCCAAAUGAGGAGUUGUCAAGGGACCUUGUGAACAAGCUGUCGCCCUAUAUCAGUUUUCUCAGCCAGUGUCGACCCCUUUCGGCCAGCAUGGGCAAUGCCAUCAAAUACAUCAAGAAGGAAAUCUCAAAUAUACCAAGUCAAUGCAAAGAAGAGGAGGCCAAAGGGGAACUGCAGGCAUGUAUUGAUAGUUACAUAAAUGAGAAGAUCAUUUUGGCUUCUGAAGCCAUUUCUAAGUAUGCUAUUGAGAAGAUAAGUAAUGGAGAUGUCAUUCUUGUUUAUGGCUGCUCUUCACUUGUCAACCACAUUCUGUGCAAAGCUUUUGAAAAGCAGAGGAAGUUCAGAGUCAUAGUUGUGGACAGUCGGCCCAGACUGGAGGGUAGAGAGACGCUGAGGCGUCUGGUGAAGAAAGGCAUCCGAUGUACUUACGUUCUCAUAUCUGCCUUGUCCUACAUUCUGCCAGAAGUAUCCAAGGUAUUUCUUGGUGCCCAUGCACUCCUUGCUAAUGGAUAUGUGAUGUCACGUGUGGGAACUUCCCAAAUUGCCCUGGUAGCAAAAGCCUACAAUGUACCAGUGCUGGUCUGCUGUGAGACCUACAAGUUCUGUGAACGAGUGCAGACUGACUCUUUUGUAUCCAACGAAUUAGAUGACCCAGAUGACCUAAUUGUGACCAGAAAUGGGAAAACUCACCUAGAGAACUGGCAGACUGUUAAAUCACUGGGGCUUCUGAACCUGGUGUAUGAUGUGACGCCACCAGACUUUGUGGACCUUGUGAUCACUGACUUGGGCAUGAUCCCCUGCACCUCUGUGCCUGUGGUACUGCGAGUCAAGAACGUAGAUCAGUGAAGAGCAGACAAAACACGGUUCUGCUUCCCUCUUGCAUCUGCACAUAAGAAUCUGUGCACUUCUGGCACCCAAUAAACGUAUCUAUGAAAUGGAACAAGCUUUUCAAAUAAAGCCACAGUUUAUGUCCUCACUAGUGGGAUCCAUUUAAUUUCAAAUUGUAUAACUGGUCCAAUUCCAGUUUCGAAAAAAGUCCACCUAAUUAGAUUUUCUUUGGAAAAUUCUCAAAUUAAUACUUAGAAUUGUUGUACACAAGAUCAAGAAUGUCAGAUAGCUUUGUUAUUGUGUCAGAUCCACGAAAUUUAAGAAAGUGUCUGUAAACCCUGUGUUUUCAAUUUUGGCGCAUCAUGGUGAGUGUAUAGACAUAAACAUCUAUCAUCCUUUUUUGGAUAGUUUCUGUUGCUGAAGUCCUUUCAUAGAUGUGAAAAGGGAAAAAGAACAUGGUGCAAAUGUGUGUAAGAUCAUGCAAAAGCUGAAUGUGUUGCAUAAGAGGUUUUGUUUGUACUACCAAAACCUUGGAAACGCUACAGAAAAAUAAAUGGCUGUUGGCUGAUUCUUUGUGAUAUUGUGACAAAUCUUUAUUUUAGGUACCAGGCUGCCAAGGUACAUGCUGAAUUCCCUACCACAAUACUACAUUAUUGACAAAAACCCACAUAAUGUAAUUUACGUAUGUCAGUAUUCUACUAAUAGUGUGUCCAUCUAUAUAUCUCAGAUGGAACAGAUUCCCUUUUACACUCUUACGCUGCCAAAAAGAGAAAAGCAUAGUUACAGAGGUUGAAGGAUCAUCAGUUAGGAUAUAACAUGUGACAUCUGUAAACAGCAGGAUGUGGCAGUAACGAUCUACAUUUUUCACAAAUAACAACAGUCCUACAACACCCAUGUCCCAAUCUGUAAAAUUAAUUAUUUUUCUACGUCAAAAACACAAAUUUUUAAGUAAACAUCUUUAAAAAUGAAGAUAAUUUUUGUCUUAAAGCAACACAAAAUAUUUGUCCUUAAUCAUUGUUAUAAUACAUGAGUGCUUCACUUUGACAUGUUUAGGAGUCUAAAGAUCAGUCAGAAAUGUGGCUGCCCUCCAAACACAAUCGGCGAGGUCCGUCUACGGUCAGUUUUCCCUUUACAGACCAGCCUUAUCAAGGCUGUAAAAAUGUGACAGUAUUCAUGAAAGCUUUCAAAAAAUGUAUAAAUAAAAAGAUUUAAGGACCUUGAGAGUUAAAGGAAAGUAAAACAUUCAGCACAAACUGCAAACUUUUAACAUU
Messenger RNA from Sinocyclocheilus grahami, 3242 nucleotides. RefSeq names its product eukaryotic translation initiation factor 2B, subunit 4 delta (gene eif2b4). The record is from RefSeq and is a predicted model, not a curated record. NCBI's taxonomy places the organism in Eukaryota, Metazoa, Chordata, Actinopteri, Cypriniformes, Cyprinidae. The coding region runs from base 376 to 1989 and encodes 537 amino acids. The transcript has 14 exons.